Molecule: messenger RNA, 1020 nt
Organism: Lachancea dasiensis
Lineage: Eukaryota; Fungi; Ascomycota; Saccharomycetes; Saccharomycetales; Saccharomycetaceae
Source: the annotation of a GenBank genome assembly
AUGGUCGAUACAGAUGUUCUCCUUAUUGGAGCCGGUGGUGUUGGUACGAUGGUAGCCUUUGGUAUGGACUACACUAAACAGUCCAAGCUCUCUAUUGUGGUAAGAAAGGACUUCGCGAAAGUCAAGGAGACAGGCUAUGAUAUACAUUCGGUGGAUUACGGGACUGUCAAAGGCUGGAAGCCGUCACAUAUCUAUCCAACCGUGGAAGCCUCAGUAGCCACAGGAACAGUCUAUGAUUUUGUGGUCAUUACUACAAAGAAUCUGCCAGACAUCGUGAAAGUGGAAGAGUUGGCCGCUCCCGCAAUCACACCUGGCCACACAUGCGUGGUUCUAAUCCAAAAUGGUUUUGAUUUGGCUAAACCUUUUUUUGACAAAUUUCCUAACAACGUCGUCUUAUCCGGAGUUACAUUAAUAGGGUCCCACAAUACCCACGGUACUAUUCACCACACACAAACUGACAAAUCAUUUAUCAGCUAUUUUGAGAAUCCUAAUUUGCCUCAAGAGGUCCAAGAGGCCAGUGCUAAAAGAUUUGUUUCCAUAUACAGCAAUGAUAAGAACAGCUGUACUUAUGCUUCGAGUGCCAAAGAAUUUAGAUACAAGAAGCUAGUCUACAAUGCAACCUUGAACACAGUCUGCGCCCUUACUGGAGUAGACACAGGGAGACUAGAACAAGCGGGAGGCCUUGCCGCGCUAUCUAUUCCAGCUAUGCGGGAAGUGAUUGCAAUUGCUCAAGCAGACGGCGUUACACUGCCAAAGGACGUCAUAAACACCACAAUUCAUGGUGACGAUGGAGAAUGGUUCGAACCUUCCAUGCUGGUCGACGUGAAAAGAGGCAACCCUAUUGAACUUGAGGUUAUCUUGGGAAAUCUCUUAAAGACUGCUGAAAAGCUCGAAGUGGAAACGCCGAUUCUCUCUGUCUUGUACGAAUUACUUCGAGUCGUACAAUUCCGCUUGAAAGAAAAACAGGGCAUAAUCACUGUUCCCAAGGAACGCCCUAUUUACGACAAAGUGUACGAGUAA